AUGACGCCAACUCGCCCUAACGCGCGGCGCGCGUCGCUCAGAAAGCACAUCAAAUACAUAUUGAACUUCGCUUCCCCCGAUCUUCCCCCGCUUGCCCGUGGAGCCCCUGUGGCACGCCACCCCCCAUCUUCCGCCACCGAAGCUACUAGUCACCGUCCUUUAGAAGCAGACCAAAGACAGGCUGUAGAUGCAUCCCCUUUUCCCAUUAGCGCCGCCACUGCAGAUCGCUCUACAGCCACAACUGCACCGGAAGCCGCCACUUCGUCCACCAAUCCCGCCGCAGAAGGAGGGACUGUUGCGAGUCAGGCGGACGACACUCGUACUACUGAGGAUCGUUCUCAACUGCCGGUUCCACAGUUGCCGUCGCGGACCAGUGCGGCGCCCUGGGUACUGCCUCCGCAAAUAGCGAACGCGCAGGCUGGCGGAGUGGUCCGCGCUAAGGGAUCGGCGGGGGAUGACGGGGGGAAGGCGGGAGAUGCAGCAGCAGAGGCGGGGAAGAGCGUGCCUAUGGUGCCGAUGGUGCCGAUAGUACCAGAGAUGUCGGCGAGCGAGCGAUGGGUGCGCGACGCCCUGGUCGCCGUGCGACAGUACCUCACCUUGCCCGACGGCAAGAAGUGGCCGCUUGUCCCCUCCACCCCUCGCGCAAUCAACCUCUUUCCUCACUCCUUCGCUGCUCCCCCGUCCUCCUUACCCCACCCGUCCCUCCAUCCCUCGCUCUCGCUUCUCAUCUUCCCCCUCCUAUCGCACCCGCCUUCCACCCGUCUCCUCCCCCAUCUAUGCUCCGCGUCCCCCCGACAGCCCUUCGAGCCGAACGCCAAGGUGGCGGCGGCGUCAGUGCUGAGCGUGGUGGGCGCGGCGCUGGCGAACGCGGGCGGCGUGGGCGGCGGCGGGCUGUUCGUGCCGCUGUUCAACCUGCUGCUGGGCUACGACGCCAAGACGUCCACCGCGCUCUCGAAAUCAAUGAUUAUGGGCGGCGCCAUAGCGAGUGCGUGUUUCAAUGCGGGUCUGCGGCACCCCACCAACAACCACCGCUCUCUCAUCGACUUCUCGAUCGCGCGGCUGAUGCAGCCGAUGCUGCUGCUGGGCAUCAGCAUCGGCGUCAUGUGCAACGUGGUCUUCCCGCCCUGGCUCAUCACCGUCAUGCUCUGCGUCCUCCUCUCCUUCAUGACGUACAAGACCCUGGGCAAGGGCAUUGCCACGUGGAGAAAGGAGUCGCGCGUCAAUCCGGCGCUCUCCCGAACAUCAUCCGUGUCGUCGCAUACCUCUCGCCGCUCAACCACACCUGGCUACCGCGGCCCUCACAGCGCAGCGGCAGCAGGGGGAGGCAGGGCGGAGCAACAGUACAGGAGCAACAGGCUCGGCAGAGGCGACGCAUCGCCCUUCUCGCCUCUCCCCAACGGCCACUCACACUCAUCGACGCUCUACAAGCCCCCACACUCGCACCACCACCUCCACCAUCACCACGAGGCGGCGUCCCUCAAGCCCACCAUGUCGCUCGACUCUGCCUUUGCUACCCGCUCCUUUGCUGCCGCCCCUCCACCGUCCGCGCUGCUGUCGCACGCGUCCCUGCACUCGUACACGAGCCUGGACUCGGAGACAGCGUUGACCGUGCAUGACUUGGUUGACCCCACCAGCCUGCCUGCACCCGUGCAGGAAGAGGAGGGGCGGGGGGGGGCACAUGCGGUGGGGGAAAAAGGGCAGGAGGGGCAGCACGGGGGAGAUAGCUGUGGGGAGGGGCGAGAGGGAGAUGCGCCAGGAGAAGGGAGCGCGGAUGCUGCUGCUGAUUCCGUGGAGGAUGGGCGGGCAGGGGGGGGCUGUGCUGGGGGCGGUGGGGAUGGCAAUAGUGGUGGUGGUGGUGGUGGUGAUUUGCGGAAGCCACUGCUUGGGCGAUUGAGGGGCACACGGGCAGACGAGGAUGGAGAGAGCCAAGCUGCCACACCCCGCUCCCAGUGCCAAGCGCAAGCCGCGCCAGCAGCAGCAGUGGGGGGGCAGUGGCGGGGGCUGAUGGGGGGAGCGGACGCGGUGGCAGUGGCGGAGAUGGUGGUGGUGUGGGCCUUCUUCCUCGUCGUGCAGGUCGUCAAGUCCUCCACGCCUGACUGCAGCACGCAGUACUGGCUCCUCACUGCCGCCCAGGUGCCGGUGGCGCUGUUUGCAACGCUUUUGACAGGGUGGAGGGCCCGAGGGCGCAAGCUCUGGUGGGAGCCCGUGGACACGUCCCGAGCCUACCUGCGCCUCUCCGCACCCUCCACCCCCACUGCCGCCCACGCUGCGCGCAUCCCCACCCACGCUGCCACCGCCACCGGCGCAGCUGCUGCUGCAGGUGCUGCGGCUGCUCUGUCGGUGCCGGGGUCGCCAGUCCCCCCUGGCACUCCACGCAACAUGCAGCCUCGCUACGACUUUGCGCGAGAAUUGACGUACCCGCUGGCGUCGCUGCUGGCGGGGUGCAUGGGCGGGCUGCUGGGCAUCGGAGGUGGCAUGGUCAUGGGACCCGUGCUGCUCGAACUCAACAUCCCACCGCAGGUGACAUCAGCAACGUCCACGUUCAUAGUGGUGUUCUCCUCAUCGCUCUCCGUGGUGGAGUUUUACCUGCUGGGCCGCAUCCCCCUCAAGGUCGCCUCCUACUUCUGCCUGCUCGCCAUGAUCGCCGCCGUCUCAGGCCUCUCCAUAGUGCGCUCCAUAGUCAUCCGCUCAGGCAAGGCAUCCAUCAUCAUCUUUGCACUGGCUUCAGUCAUUGGCAGCAGCGCCAUUGUGCUGGGGGCUAUUGGCGGCUUGCAUGUGCUCAACGACUGGAAGCACGGCGAGUCCAUGGGCUUCCGCCCUCUCUGCAACCAGGUCUGGUGA
Closterium sp. NIES-65 is the source of this 2841-nucleotide messenger RNA. Lineage: Eukaryota; Viridiplantae; Streptophyta; Zygnematophyceae; Desmidiales; Closteriaceae. The record is from the annotation of a GenBank genome assembly.